AUGUCUUCGCUCAAUCUGUCCACCAAUGGCGUGGCCAUCAAGAACAGCUACCAAGGCGUCAUCAACGGCACGCUGUCAUCAACCUCACCUACCGCCGCUCGCUGGGCCCUGUUCACGGUACAGGCGCCAUUACUGAAUGCCUUCCAAAACACGGGUUCGAAAGAGAGUGUCCUCAAGGUUGAGACCACUGGCGAGGGCGAGCUUGCCGACCUGAUCGAGGACUUCAACGAGGGACGCAUUCAGUUUGCUUUUGUCAGAGUCAAGGACCCAAACAGUGGCCUGCCCAAGAAUGUCUUCAUCGCCUGGUGCGGUGGGGGCGUCCCUGAGCGGACCAAAGGCUACUUCACCAGCCACGUUGCCGCCGUCUCCAAGGUCCUCACCGGUUACCACGUCCAAAUCACGGCGCGAUCUGAUGCCGACCUCGAACCUGAAGCCAUCGUGCAAAAGGUUGCGGAUGCAUCGGGUGCUAAAUACUCGGCUGGGUCCGCCCCGGUCCCUGCUACGGCGGCAGCGCCACCGCCGGUUGCCAAGAAGCCCGUCUUCACUCCGACUACCUCGACUUCCGGCACCUCCUUCAAUCCCCUCGUCGCGGCCCGCAAUCGCAGACAAGAUAAUACCGAUGAUGACGGCUGGGGAGCAGACGCCCCUCCCGUUUCCCGCACUCAGAUCGAAAAGGUGGCGCCCGCCUACAAGCCAACCAAGGUUGAUAUUGCUGGUCUGAGGAAAAACCCCGACGAGUCCCGCCACAGCACCCCCUCUCAAUCCGAUGAUCAGGCUCGCGAUAUUGUUAAGGGUGGGUAUCAGCCCGUGGGAAGAGUUGAUGUGGCCGCCUUGCGGGCUCAGGCAAAGCAGGAUGACCGGCCUGCCGUGGUAAGGGGUGCCUAUGAACCCGUGGGAAAGGUCGACAUCGCCGCCAUUCGUGCCAAAACUCAGCGUCCAGUAGAAGCAUCAGAGGAGCCAUCAGCACCAAAGUCUCUUGCCGAGCGCAGUGCUGCCUUUGCUCAAUCGGAACGUCUUACAGAGCUGCCCAAACCCAAGGUCGCCAAGAAGUUUGGCAGUACUCCCUUUACUGGGACCAAAGCACCCACGCCAUCCGGCUUCGGGGCGGCAUCUGUUCCAGCGCCUCCACCGGUUGGCGCCGCCAGCCGCACAUUUGCUGACCAGGGGGGCAAAACACCGGCCCAGCUGUGGGCGGAGAAGAAGGCUAAGCAAGCUGGAUCAAUCUCGUCGGCAUCGCCUGGGCCUGCUCCCGAAAUCACGGCUCAAAAGAGCGGCAGCGAGUGGAAGAGCGGAUACGCAGGCAAGAGCUGGGCUCCUGUCAGUACGACCAACUUUGGACGCGGCGGGGUGGAGAAGCAUGCGACCGGCGGUAGUGGUACUGAGCGCUCACAGCCCGAAGCCGAGCCCGAGACAGCCGCGCCUUCCCCCGGUGGCAUCGCAGCACUGCGCGAUAGGUUCAAGGACCAACCGCCCAUUGGCGUCUCUUCACGAUCUGCGCCAGCUGAAGAGGAGGCCGCGCCGCCGCCACCACCUCAGGCAAGCCGACCUGCCGGAGGGUUUGCCCUCCCUGGUCUCCCAUCCAGACCAGCCCCAGCGGAGGAAGAGGAGGAGGAGGAGCAGCAAGAGCCUCCCGUCCCAUCUCGGAACUACGAAGAACGCGACCCCUCUCCUGUGCGCAUUGCGGUGCCGGUUGCACGCAGUUCUGUUCCAGACCUUGAACCGCCUGUUGAGGCGCUUCCCCCUCGUCCUGUGCCUGUUCCUGAGGAGAUCCCUCGCGAGGAAGACCUCCCAGCAGAGGAGGAUGCCUAUGAUCCCCGGGCUGCUGCUGCCACCGUCGCGGCUGUUGCCAGUGAUACUACCAGGCCAGGUGGAGCAGCUCCUCAGUCCAACACCGAUGGCGGCUUACGUGCUGUAGUUCUAUUCGAUUAUGAAAAGGCUGAGGAUAAUGAGCUUGAACUACGCGAGAACGAAAUCAUUAGCAACAUUGACAAGGUGGACCCUGAUUGGUGGAUGGGCACAGAUGCCCAAGGCCGGAGCGGCUUGUUCCCUUGCAACUAUGUCGAAAUUCUGGAGGCUGACGUAGCGGCUCCUGUCCCUUCGGCCCCUGCUCCCGCUCCCGCUCCCGCUCCGGCCCCGGCCCCAGGGCCAAGCCAUGCUUCCGCGCCCGAUUCAAAGUCUGAGUACGAUGUAGGAAGCGGGCCAACGGCCACGGCUCAGUUUGACUAUGAAGCCGCGGAGGACAAUGAACUGAGCUUCCCAGAGGGCGCUACCAUCACCAACUUGGACUUUCCUGAUGAGGACUGGUGGUUUGGACACUACAAGGGAGCGUCGGGUCUCUUCCCUGCCAACUAUGUGGAGCUUGAUCAGAAGCCUUAG
Messenger RNA from Podospora anserina S mat+, 2376 nucleotides. RefSeq lists its product as uncharacterized. The record is from RefSeq and is a predicted model, not a curated record. Lineage: Eukaryota; Fungi; Ascomycota; Sordariomycetes; Sordariales; Podosporaceae. The transcript is spliced from 3 exons. Gene Ontology annotation, biological process: regulation of actin filament polymerization. Gene Ontology annotation, molecular function: actin filament binding. Gene Ontology annotation, cellular component: site of polarized growth; cortical actin cytoskeleton; actin filament. The coding region runs from base 1 to 2376 and encodes 791 amino acids.